Messenger RNA from Erigeron canadensis, 1871 nucleotides. RefSeq names its product homeobox protein knotted-1-like 13. The record is from RefSeq and is a predicted model, not a curated record. Gene Ontology annotation, cellular component: nucleus. The transcript has 7 exons. Gene Ontology annotation, biological process: regulation of DNA-templated transcription. Lineage: Eukaryota; Viridiplantae; Streptophyta; Magnoliopsida; Asterales; Asteraceae. The coding region runs from base 127 to 1506 and encodes 459 amino acids. Gene Ontology annotation, molecular function: DNA binding.
UAUAAAAAAAAGCUGCAAAUCCUUUGUUCCUAUGUAAAUACUAAAAAACAAAAUUAAAAUCACUUUGCUCUCAAUUCUUCUUAAAAAAAAAAACCCAAUCCAAAAGAUAACCUUCUCUACUAAACUAUGGCCUUUCAUCCAAACAACAACCACCAUAAUCUGUCACAAGAAAUAGUGUUGCAACAACAACAUUUCUCGGAGGAUGAUGACACCGACAACAAUUCGGUCCUCCGUACAAUUCAUCUUCCCGACCACCAAGGAAAAGACCAUUGGCUUAACACCGCAAUUCUCCGCCAACAAACCAAUAACAACCAUCAUCCUCAUCUGGUAAGCUUGCAAACCAACGUUGACUCUCCAAAAUCAAACAAUACUACUUCAACUUCAACUCAACAACAACAACAUAAUAAUAAUAAUCAGUGGCUAUCUAGAUCCAUGAUGUUGCAAAGGAACAACAACGUGAGUGACAACAGAGAAAACGACCUCGAUUCUCCUACUUCUUCAAUUCUUCCUCCUACAACUGAUCAUUUCACUACUCACUCUAGAAACAACAUCCUUGCCCCCCACCAGGUGGAUAACAAUCAUGGAGGAGGGGUUGAGAUAGGGGAGAGUGAUAUGGGCGGUGGUGGUGGUGGUAGCGUUGAUGGCGGCGGUGAUGUGUCGGCGAUGAACUGGCAAAAUGCUAGGUACAAGGCGGAGGUGUUAUCACAUCCGUUGUAUGAGCAGUUGUUGUCGGCUCAUGUGUCUUGUUUGAGAAUUGCAACGCCUGUGGAUCAGUUGCCGAGGAUUGAUGCACAGCUUGCGCAAUCGCAGAAUGUGGUAUCAAAGUAUUCGAGUCUUGCUGGACAUGGUAAUAUUGGUGAUGAUAAGGAGCUUGAUCAGUUCAUGACUCAUUAUGUACUAUUGCUUUGUUCUUUCAAAGAACAAUUACAACAACAUGUUCGGGUUCAUGCAAUGGAAGCUGUUAUGGCGUGUUGGGAGAUUGAGCAGUCGUUACAAAGUUUAACAGGAGUGUCACCUGGAGAAGGGACAGGUGCGACAAUGUCAGAUGAUGAUGAAGAUCAAGUUGAAAUUGAUGCCAAUUUGUAUGAUGGGGGUCUUGAUGGAAAUGAUAGCAUGGGAUUCGGCCUUCCAACUGAGAGUGAGAGGUCAUUGAUGGAGCGUGUGAGGCAAGAGCUAAAGCACGAGUUGAAGCAGGGUUACAAGGAGAAGAUUGUGGACAUUAGGGAGGAGAUUCUUCGUAAAAGAAGGGCAGGGAAGCUACCAGGCGACACUACCUCUGUUUUAAAAUCGUGGUGGCAAUCACAUGCCAAAUGGCCAUACCCCACAGAAGAAGACAAGGCAAGAUUGGUACAAGAAACUGGCCUGCAGUUAAAACAGAUCAACAAUUGGUUUAUUAAUCAGAGGAAACGAAACUGGCACAGCAAUCCCUCUUCUUCAACUGUCUUGAAAAGUAAACGCAAAAGAAGCAAUGCAGGUGACAAAAACAGUGAUCAUCAUAACAUGUAAAUCCAGGAAUUAGCAAUGGAAAAGUGAUGUUGUAUGCCAUUGUGACAAAGGGGAAACAAGCUGCCGUCAAUGGACAAGAUGAAAUCAUGGGGCUCGGGGCGAUAUACUUAAAAAUUUCACUUUUGUAAGUCAUAUAUAUGACCCAAUCUGAAGUUUAAGAUACCCUUGUGUACUCAUGGUGUAUCUAUCAGUUUUGUGAUACUUCUCUGAAUAGUAUUAGUAUAGGGGGUUUAUGGUUUGUUGGGAAAGUAUAGAAUAAGAAAGCAUUUAAUGAUUAGUAAUGUAAGUGAUUUCCAAGUUUUUUGUACUAUGUUUAGAUGGAUACCGUAGCUAUUUUCUUUCAAUGUCAUUGUAAUUUUUUUUAA